AUGGUGGCCCCCGCACCCCUCGCCGUAAAGCAAUGGUACACAAUCUUCACACGCGGCGGCGCAAUUGCACGUCCUUUGGCUGCUAUCUCAGCGCUGGCAACGGGAUACUUGGCUUAUCACCGUACGUCCUAUUCCAUUUCUAUCUCCCUUCCAACACCCAUGCCGCCACUCCAAUCCCAAGCCACCCACGAACAAUAUAUAACUAACAACCCAACAGAAGACCGCACAUCCACCCCCUUCCGCCUCAACGCCCUCGCCACCCUCCUCCUCCCCUCCAUCGUCCCCUUCACGAUCCUCGUCCUCGGCCCCACAAACAACAAACUCAUGGCAAAGAAAGACGAACUCGCCAACGCCUCCCUCCGCGACAAGCACGUCGAGCAGUUUGCCAAGGAAGGCGAGACAGUCAAGGAACUGAUGGACAAGUGGGCUAGCUUGAACUUGGCGCGCGCGCUGCUUGUUGGUGUUGGUGCGGUGUGUGCUGUUGCGGCGGGUGUUGUGGGCAGGAGGGAGGUUAAGGAGAUUGGACGGUUUGCGGGGUGGGGACGGUAG
This is a messenger RNA of Alternaria ventricosa, 549 nucleotides long. RefSeq lists its product as uncharacterized. The transcript has 2 exons. The coding region runs from base 1 to 549 and encodes 182 amino acids. NCBI's taxonomy places the organism in Eukaryota, Fungi, Ascomycota, Dothideomycetes, Pleosporales, Pleosporaceae. The record is from RefSeq and is a predicted model, not a curated record.